Molecule: messenger RNA, 4314 nt
Organism: Exophiala bonariae
Lineage: Eukaryota; Fungi; Ascomycota; Eurotiomycetes; Chaetothyriales; Herpotrichiellaceae
Exons: 1
Coding region: 1-4314 (1437 amino acids)
Source: RefSeq, a predicted model, not a curated record
AUGCCAGCGGUAUUUCAGCGGUUGGAGGACCGGCAAAGCAUGUCUCGGGAUGGGAGGAAGACGAAGGGCAAGAAGCCGUACAAACCUGUUAUGACCACGGCUCCCAUUAUGCUGAUCUUCAUUGUCGUUGCGGUUGCUUGUGUGGUCCUUCUCCAGAACAUUGUCGAGAGUGGUACUCCUUUGCACGAUCGCUACGAUGAGGAUUCACAAAAGCAACAGCGCAUCAAGCGAGAGGGCGCUAUCCCGCCCAGCGAACCUUCCUUUGCCCUCCAACCAAGACAAGCUGGAUCAUCAACGGCAGCAGCCACAACUAGUCCGCCUGCACCUUCUUCGAGUUCUUCAUUCUUUACAACUACGACUAGCACCAUACCUGAUGUUGAGGUGGAAGGCAAUACCUUGAGCUCUACCACGACCAGUACUACCCCUGAGGUUGAGGUCGAUACUUUCUCUACUACAACCAGUACGAUUCCGGAGGUUGAGUUCGAGCCUUCCUCGUCUACUACGACGAGUACUAUUCCGGACGUUGAGAUCGAUACUUUCUCUCCUUCUAUUACCACAAGUUCUUCGGAAAUUGAACUUGACACUUCCUCUACUACCACUACUGCGAUCAGCAGCGACGGUGAGAAUGGUUCGGCCUCCAUUCCACCAUCCACGCUCUCUACCACUACGACACAUAGUACGUUGACGACAACAACACUCACGACAACGAGCCCAGCCCUGACGAGCUCCCUCACCACCACCACCACAACCACUACCACGACGAUCGCUUCCACCACGAGUUCAGCUACAAAUCCCUCCACUACAACCUCUUUUUCAUCUGCCAGCUCUGACUCCACAACGACCUCGGACUUUCCAACUACGACAUCUCCCACUUCCACCCCAGGUCCAGGACUUGUUUGCGGCCUUGAGGUUGAUGCCUACUAUAUCGAUUCUGCUGAAACCCUCAUAUCGACUUUGCUUGGUACUGAACAGACUUUGGAUACCGCCAGUUGUUUAGAUUUCUGCAUCAACAACAUGGAUGAGGGUGUUUGUCAAUCAGUUAUCUUUGAAGACCCUGAGAACAAAUGCUACUUCUUCAUGGACACGUUCCAAGAUUUCAAUCUGGGAGGCAUCUACGAUCCAGAAGAACGUACUGAUCCCGACAAUCACUAUUUUUUCUCUGAUGCUGCUUGCUGGAAUAGUACCCUUCCCGAUCCAAUAGAUCCCGUUACCACCACUACGACAGAGUCUUCCACAACUUCUGCAACUAGUUCAACGACCACGUCAACGAUAAAUUCAACAUCUAGUUUGAAUGCGACGACGACCACUUCAUUCACAACCAACAGCACGACUUCCAUUUCAACGAAUACUACGACGAUAUUCACUACAACAACCAAUAUAAUAACAACCACCAGCACUACCAGCCUUACGACAACAACACUGACACCGACUGCGACGUUGCCGACCACAAAUUUCACUGUCCCGAGUACAACUUUGACACCGACAACAACAUCAACACUCACUAUAACCUCCAACUUAACGACAUCAACACUUACGCCAACCACCACAACCACCACUGCUUCCUUUUCUAUAUCCACUUCACCUUCGUUCACAUCAUCCUCCACCCCAACGACGUCGCCUCCUACGCUGACGACGACCACUACAGUGAUAAUUGUUGGACCUAAUCCUCCAACAUCAUCUCUGACAACUCCGAAUGCUGCGACUACGCAGACUUCGGAAACAUCGAGUGACUCGCCAUCUACGUCGACUCUGUCUGCUACAAGUGCCACUUCUAGCCAAGAAACGAUAUCUCCCACCAUGUCUGUCUCUAGCAGCGCAUCGCUAGAUCCAAUAACAUCACCAACUACUUCAACACCUGAUCCAACCACGACUCCAGACCCUGUAGUCAUCCCAAAUACUGAUCCAACCACAGAAAUCACAACUUCGGCUACAGUUUUUGUUGGUACUGGAGAUCCUGGUCCAUCAACAACACCAAGCGAAUCUACACCACAGACAGCCGCCACCGUUACGAAUGCCCCGACCAGCCCAGCAUCACAAUCUGGUGAUGCUGUUUCGAAUAUUGCCACAGAUUCCAUCGUUACUGGGUCAUCUAACACAGCGGAAGGAGCCGGUGGCUCUCAAGCAACGAAGACGAGCCAAACUGCAUCCCAAUCGGAAUCUGCUGCUGCUACAGCUGUUCCCACACAAGCAUCCCAAGAUUCUGCCACGGCAAGCAACGCUGAUACAUCACAGCAGACAGAUUCUGCUACAAACCAGCCAUCAGCCCCAACCGCAGCCCAGGCUACAAAUCCUGCCACAACUGUUCCAGCAUCAAAUGCAGUAACUCAACCGCAAGCAGCGAAUAGUGCAACUCAGGCUCCGGGUGUUUCUGCUUCGAAUGCCAAUUCACUUUCUGAUCAGGGCCUUGAUACGAACUCUUUGAGCGGUAGCAAUACUGUCACAACUGGAACACAGCCAACCGAAACGGGCAGUGUGUCAAUUGUUGCUGUUGCUUUAUCAAACGACCCAACAGCACUUGCCACAGCAUCUAUCUCCGGUUCAACGGCUGGUACCAACGGGACUGGCUCCGGCUCAGAUUCUGGUUCUGGAGCUGGGGGCGGCGGCAGUGGAGGGGGCGGAGGUGGUUCAGGUGCAAGUGGGGACACUGUGCACCCUAUCACCGAUAGCAGCCCAUUUAUUCUCACACUGCCAGUCCCAAUUACCGACACUACCUUGUAUGCAGCAAUAUUUGUAACGGUAACCAUGUCUGUCUUGUUCAAGAGUUUUUGGUGCGUCGUCUUUGCUUCGGCGAAAAUGAUGGAACCAUUCUAUCAGUUAUCAAAAGAAGCUACCAUGGUAACGGCAGAGUCGUCAGUCCUUCGUCAGUACCUACAGGCUGGCAUUGAGUGGCGAGAUCUAAAUCCCAAGAACAAGCAUUGGGUCAUGUUCUUAACUACUGUUGUCAGCAUCCUACUCAGUGUUCAGGCUUCGAUAGCCUCUGAAGCAAUGACUGUUCAAGCCGGUGCCACCUGCGAUACUCACAAUGGUACUAAGCUUUGCGAUCCUGUGUGGGUUAUCAAUUACGCUGUUGUUCGCGGACUACAAACAACUCUUUGCAUUGCUGCAGUGGCCAUCGCAAUACUGGUGUACUUAAAUUGGAAUCGACCAAGCGCUCUAUUCUCUUACCCUUGCAGUAUUGCUUCUAUGGCUUCGUUACUGAGUAACUCCGAGGAUGACAUGGUUGAGAUUUUGCGAAAUAUUCAUCCCGAUGCUAAAGAAUGGGCCGUCAAGAAGGUGAUGAAAGGGAAGUCUUUCACCUUUAGACGAACUCACGCGCGAGCAGGAUCUGAUAUCCUCGGUGUUUCGGUUCAAGUCGAUGAAGUCCAACCCAUCGAGCGAGCUACACACCCAGCGGCGACCUCCCGCUCCCUGGGUGACGGCGUUGAUAUAGCUGGUCUUGCAAGUGGUUCGCACAUUCCGUCAUCUUGGCUUGACCGGCUUCCUUGGAGCAAGGGUUACAUCACCAUAAUCACUCUGCUUCACAUGGCACUGUUCGGCGUUAUUCUUUCCUUUGUCCUUGCUGGGAACGACAUCUAUGAGGUCAAUCUAGUCGGGACUGACGGCAAGCAACACUUGACCGCUGUAAGAUGGCAGUUCCUGGAUGGAACAAAAUUUGGACCUCGAUUUUUCAUGACAUUACUCGUCUCAUUUCUCUUUACUCCUUUCUGGGAACAGUUUGAGCUAGCCGUCCGAGUUAUGGUGCCAUAUCGGCGUCUCCAUAAGGGGAAUAAGGAGGGUCGCCAUCUCCUUACCAUGUACCUUCAUGGUGUGCCCUUCACGUCGUUCUUCAAGGCACUCAGACACAAGAACUGGUAUCACGCUUUCAUCGCACUUACGACCAUGCUGUCAUACGUGCUCUUGAUCCUGAUUGCUGGUGUUCCUUACAAUUAUGGCCAAAUCAAGAAUGUGUCAUACUACAGUUCAGUCGUGAGCGUGGCCAUACUCGGCUUCAUGCUUGUAGCCAUGGUAUCUCUCAUUUUCUGGCAAAUGGGCAACCCCCGCAUGCCGAGAAAACCCGAUACUCUUAUCAACACCUGGCUAUUGAUGUGCGGCAGUGGAUUCGUGGAUGAGCUUAAGGGUCGUCCAUUAUACGAGAUUAAGGAAGAUCUUGACAGCGGCAAUGGGCGGUACUGGUUCCGUAAAGCGACGGGUAUUGAUGGCGCACAGAGGUGGAUGGUUGACACGGAAGGUGACGAUAAUUGGCAGAUAAGGCGACAGGCGAGCACGCAUUUGUUGGAUCAUACUACAAAGCCAGAGCAGAAUAGAUAUUUCUAG